AUGUCUUCCAAGAUUGAAAAUUAUGCUGACAGUGACAGUGAAAUUCGGUCUGUUAUUCGUUUUCUGGCUGCAAAGAACAGAAAGCUUAACGACACUCAUAGCACUCAUAUUUCAGAAGUGUAUGGUGAAAAGGCAAUGGGCGAAAGCAUGGUGCGAAAAUGGGUUCGCGUGUUCAAACAGGGACGAGACAAUGUGCUUGAUGAACCCAGGAGUGGGUGUCCAUCUUUGAUCAGUGAUGAUUUGAUGAAUAAAGUUGACAUUAAGGUAAAGGAAGACGAGCGUUUUACCCUUUCCUGGCUGUCUUCAAACUUUCCUGAGAUUUCAAGGUCGCUUCUGCUUGAAAUCGUUACUGACCAUUUGGGUUAUCGAAAGGUGUGCUCACGCUGGGUACCCAAGCAGCUGACACAAGCGCAGCAGGAUCAACGGGCUGCCAGCGCAUUGGCAUUCCUGACGACACGUUACAAUGACUAA
Messenger RNA from Aplysia californica (California sea hare), 471 nucleotides. RefSeq lists its product as uncharacterized. NCBI's taxonomy places the organism in Eukaryota, Metazoa, Mollusca, Gastropoda, Aplysiida, Aplysiidae. The record is from RefSeq and is a predicted model, not a curated record. The coding region runs from base 1 to 471 and encodes 156 amino acids. The transcript has a single exon.